UGCUAGCAGUUACUCAGCUAGAUAACAAACAAAAAUGUUGCCUAACAUAAAACCAUUGAGAAUGUUGCUUAACAGGCGAUUAAAAGCGGCUGUCGACGAGCUAUUCGGCGCAGUUGAAAUAACGAUAGCAGAGUACCAGCAAGAAUUAUGCCGUUCAAAAGAGGAGAAAGACCGAACGAUAGCAGAGUACCAGGAAAAAAUGUCCCGUUCGGAAGAAGUGAACGCCCGGCUACAGAGGCUGCUGGAUGUCGUUCUUAAACCAGAAGUAAAGUUACAGAGACUAGAAGACCUCCAGCAGCUCACUCUCUCCAUCUCUGAAGAGGUUUCUCCUGAGCAGCAGGAUUGUAGUUCUGGUCUGGGGCAGGAGGAACCUUCUCAGAUUAAAGUGGAACAGGAGGAGCUAUGGGUCAUCAGUCAGGGACAAGAGCAGCUUCAAGCGAUGGAUUAUGAUACUGAUGAUACUGAUGAUUCUGCUGAUAUAGAAGCCUUCAUAUCUACUGCCAGAGUAAAAGGUGACUGUAAUCAGAACCCAAGUCAGUCCUCACAUCUUUACCAAGUUUUAACCCAACGUGAAGAAAACACAGACAGGGAUGAGCUACCCAGCACCACAAUGCAAAUUGAACAGAUUAAAACAGAAAAUGUCAGUAACAGUGACUCUCAGCCCCCAUCUGCAGUCAAUUCAGUUUGGUCUGAAACUCAGAUUGAGAGAGUUGAUUGGAUGGAGAGUGAAGGACCUCCACUCAAGUCAAAGAGAACACAGACAGAAGUUGGACCAAGAUUCUGUACUAAAGUCAGAGAAUCCACAGAGUUGUCCCAUUUGAAAUCCCCUAUCCCCGGUAAUGCUGUUCGUCAUUGUAGAAUAUGUGCAAAACCUUUUAUCACCAUGACGUCUCUAGUGAUUCAUGCCCAUAGACAUAGACAGCUAUCUCGGUGUGGUAUCUGCGGAAGAACCUUUGAGUCUGUAGAAAGUUUGAAAGAACAUCUACAUUUUCAUGUUGCAAGUACAGGAUCACUUUCUUGUUACAUCUGUGGUAUAUGCUUCACAGAGGAUGAGGAGUUUUUGCUGGAAGAGCAUAUGAGCAAUCACAAACUGAAUCGCUGUCUUGGGUGUAAAGAACGUUUUCGUCGUGAUCAACUUGAGUAAAACACCACAGCAGUUUUUGCUAAAGAAGUGACUGGUAAAAUGUUGCAGUUCCAUAUCCUAGUAAAGGAAGCCUGAGUGAGGCCCAAUGCAGUCUGUGUA
Messenger RNA from Oncorhynchus gorbuscha (pink salmon), 1243 nucleotides. Its product is annotated as zinc finger protein 394-like. The transcript has 2 exons. Bases 35 to 1144 code for a protein of 369 amino acids. The record is from RefSeq and is a predicted model, not a curated record. Lineage: Eukaryota; Metazoa; Chordata; Actinopteri; Salmoniformes; Salmonidae.